Acytostelium subglobosum LB1 is the source of this 1563-nucleotide messenger RNA. RefSeq lists its product as hypothetical. The transcript has a single exon. The coding region runs from base 1 to 1563 and encodes 520 amino acids. The record is from RefSeq and is a predicted model, not a curated record. Lineage: Eukaryota; Evosea; Eumycetozoa; Acytosteliales; Acytosteliaceae.
AUGGACUCCUACGGCUCUGUUGGACAGCUGACACUUCCCAAACUGAUUGUCAACGGGAUAGUCCGCACAAUAUGGUUUAGUGAUGAUCCCUCCCUCGAUAGAUCUUUCAAGCUAUCACUGGCAUUGAUCUGUCGUCACACGUUCAACCAUUUAUCAUCGCUCUCAUCAUCGUGGGAUCACUUUACCGGACGCAAACAGUGGAUUGCUCACCUCACCUCUCCAUAUUGCAUGUGGAAGCAACUCUCGCAUAUCUCCACUGACACAAUAGUCGAGCUUGCAAUGCACACCCUCCAACAUCAACCGCAACAACCACAGCAGCCACAGCAACAACAGCAACAGCAACAACAGCAACAACCACAGCAGCAACUACAAACAAACUUUGAUUUACAGGUCGAACAAACAGUCAGAGAAUUGUGUCAAGUGCAUGCAACUUCGGCAGAGUCCAUCCACAUCAAACUUAGACAAUCUGUUGAGUACAGCAUCGAUGUUGUGGCAAUGGCAAUCGUAGAGACACUUGUUGAUGCCCCGGUCAGAAAGGUUACCUUUGAGCCAGAAUGGGUGAAGGACAAGAGAUCGGUGGUGGGCAACAUCAAGGCCACCAUCAAGGCAUUGCGCAAGUACCAACAUCUCGAAUGUCUCGAGAUCAUUGGAUGGCCAACUACCCUCCAAGAGUUUCGGGGCAUCCAUCGCGCCUACACUUGGCUCACCAACUUCCUGCAACGAAAUGACUGCUCGAACCUGAACAGCCUUGGAGUUCAAAUUGUCAGCGGAGAAGGAUUGGGCCGUCUCUCCAACCUAUUCAGGUGCUCCACUGCAAUGGAUACGUAUAUGUGUGUGCACAACAUCCGCUCACUCACUCUGCUCUACAUUCCAUACAAUUUGGAUAAUGAAACUGAAACAUUGGAUUGCCUCAGCAAUGUGUCGCACCUGACAAACAUUGACUCUCUCUCACUGGUCGCCGCCGACAACUAUUUCAUAGCAAUUCCCGUAGUAGACCGGUGGCUUGUUCAGUACCUACAGAAUAACAAUGCCAGGCUGAAGCGACUAGAGAUUGCCCAUAAGAUGUCAGUGGAGUUGCAAACAGAAAUCAGUAAGCUAGUCAAUCUGGAGCAUCUGUCUUUGCCUAUGGUUGAUAAAGCGUGGGCAUCGGGGCAUGCUCUCCCAAUGUCGCUCAACUCUCUCACACUCCAAUGCAUGUACGGGGAAGACGAAUAUGGGGAAGACGAAUAUGGGGAAGACGAUUACGACGGCGAGCAGCUUCCAUAUUUGAUCGACCAGGUGCUCGAUUGUUGCGUCAACAGUCCAAUCACAACACUCGAGUUCCGAUUCCCUCACUUCAGACACAAUGAGCUCAAUCCCAAAACUCUCUCGCGGAGUAGUUGCUUUGGCAAGUGGACAUCACUGACCAAGGUGUCGCUCAACUAUCACCCUUCUGAGCCAAAUGGUGACAACAGCUACGACAACGGAAUUCAUUUCCUCACAACAAUACUCGAGUCAAAGAGUCGAGAGAUCUCGAGUUGUUGCACCCAUUCUAUGGAAUUCGCAAGAACCUUAGAGAGGUGA